CUACCCUCCCUCUAACCUCUCACCCGUUCGCACUUACCUGUCACCAUCUUUCAUUUUUCACUCUCUCCCUUCCUCUCUAUUUCUCUCUCUCAACCAUCAUCCUCUCUACCUUUCAUCGACCCGUCAUUCUCGCCCUCCAUCCCACCCAUUGCCCUCUCCGACCCGUUACCCUCUCACCACCACCCACCUCUCACCCUCUCUCCUUCUCUCCCUCCUCAUUUUUAGCCCACUCGAAAUCAAAGCAGUUCUGAUCUUUAAAUGUUUAUUCCAAAUACGGAGACAAGACUCCUUCUUAAUCGACUUUUUCUAGAAAAAUAUUGGGGAAAAUUGAAGGCGAGUUUCUUUCCUUUUGAGUUUCCUCAGAGUCGCCACAAGUCGCCUAGAAUGUAUCAUAUUAUAAUUGGAACUAAUUACGCCACGAAAUUAGCGGGUACUUUUGAAAACUUUCUCUAUCUUAGCAAAAUAUUUUCCCUCAUUGAUGAAAAAUCACCCCAAAACCUUGCAUGAUAACAGCAAUAUAUCCUAAAAUAACUCGGCAUUAUGAGUCAUCUUUCAAUAAAAACAAAGCCAAUCGGUAGAAAAACUCGCCGUAGUGAAAACAAUAGAUUAGAAGUAUCAAAAAACGUAAGGUAAUAGCUGUAUAAAGUCCAAGCCAAUUCUAAAAGCCAACAAGAAGCGAAAUGUCGAGUCAAGAGGAAUCCGAAACAAUUAUGAUAUCCUUCCCCGAGAAUAGUCCACGAGGUUGUUCUGGUUCUAUAAAAAUCUCCGGUGCAAAAAAUGCAGCUUUUCCGUUGAUGGCUGCCUGUUUACUGACAAACGAAGAAGUAGUUUUGAAAAAUGUCCCGAAAAUUACGGACACUGAUGUCAUGAAACAGCAACUAGAGUGUUACGGUAUUCAUGUAACUGUUGAUGAAGGUUCGGGAGAUUGGAAAGUACACGCCUCGAACCAGUUACAACCAUCGACAUCCAGAAAUGUUAGCUCAAAAAUAAGAGGUGGGUUUCUUGUUUUGGGUCCUCUCCUAGCAAGAUUGAAGAAAGCGAAGGUGUACAAUCCCGGGGGAGACAGAAUCGGUGAUCGUCCUGUUGACUACCACAUCGAAGCAUUAAAAGCCUUGGGAGCGACACAGCCGACACUUGAAGAGGAGUCUGAUUGUGUCUUCCUGAGGGCUGACGGAGGGUUACGCGGAACUCGAAUUCACUUUCCACAAGUUUCUGUCGGAGCGACCGAGACCGUGAUCAUGGCAGCGUGUCUUGCAGAGGGACAGACUGUGAUCACAAAAGCAGCUGUUGAACCAGAAGUACUUGAUUUGAUUGACAUGCUGAGAAAAAUGGGGAUGGGGAGAAAUAUUGGUGUAAAUGAAGUCGAAAAGAAGAUUGUCAUCAAUGGAACCAGUGGCCAACUUCUGAAUGGUUGUACGCACACACUCAUUCCAGAUCGUAUUGAAGCUGGAACAUGGGCGAUAGCAGCGGCCAUGACUGGUGGUUCUUUGACCCUUUUGAUGGAUCCUGAAAUUGGGAAGAAGAUCAUGGUGCCUGUGCUUGAAAUGUUGCCAAAAGCUGGAGUAAGCUUGCAAUGGAGACGUGAUGGUCUGGAAGUUCAGCGACUUGGUCCAAUACAACCUGUAGAUAUUAUCACUGGAUCGUUCCCUCAAUUUCCUACGGAUCUUCUGCCACAGUGGGUCACCUUCAUGACACAUGCAAACGGCACGUCAAUCAUCGAAGAAACCAUCUACGACAACCGAUUCAGUCAUAUUCCACAGUUGGUAGACAUGGGCGCAAGUUUCACAUAUAUCUCUAACAAGAAAUAUAAGGUCCAUGGUAUAAAAGAGGUCCAUGGUGAAGCAACACUUCGCGGUGCGCUCGUCGAAGCCUCCGACUUGAGAGCUGGUGCAGCUUUGAUCCUGGCCGCAUUGACAGCAAAAGGAACGACAAAGGUUGUGAAUUUCCACCAUGUUCUUCGUGGUUAUGAAAAUGUCAAAGAAAAGCUGAGAGGGAGUUGGCGUGUGCGUUUAGAUGAUCUGCAGCAAACUCGGCCAGGAUUUCAUGGUGGAAGUCCUACUGAGGUUCGCCAAUCUCAUCACCGACGCUAAGAACUUUCUUUUUUAAAACGAGUCUAUUUCAACAGUUUUUUCACUUUAAGAUAUCUUAUGAUGACACUAGACUUAUAUUUGAUAUUUUAGAAAAACACAAUGUACUAAUUUUUUUUAGAUUUUCUCCUGACACAAAUACCGGGUUGCGAGACAGCCUUGAACGUCCACAACAAACUAAUAUCAUCGGACUAUAAGGGCCCGUGACACCAGAGUUAUGUGCUGAGCAAAAAGUCAUUCGUGGCCAUUGGUUGCUCUCGUGUCUGGGCGACUUUGCUGGCAACUUUGACCACGAAUGACUUCUUGCUAAGCACAGAGCUCUGGUGUGCGCCGGCCUUCAAGUAAUGUGCGGCAUUCCUGCCUGUUGGGAUGGAAGAUCUUAGAGCUGUGCCUGCUGCCAUGAACUAGCCGUGUUUAUAAUAACCCACAGAUCUAUGCUCGCAUGAUUACAAUUUUCGUAAUACCAACUCUAAACUGUGUUGAGGAAAUAGCAGGGCAAUUAUUUUACACUGUACAUGAUAAAAUCUGUCGUAACAAACCUCUAUGUAGAUGACGCCACUCAGGGAAAAACCCAAUGCUGAAUUAAAUAUUCGACAUGCAUUGGUUCCGCAUGUGCGUUGCGUGUUCAGGCUCAGCGCCGAAUCCUCUUUCGUAAAAUCAUAAAACUUUAUCCAAGCGAGGAUGUCAUAAGCGAAGAAUAAUAAGCACAGUUCUAAAAUCAAAAUACCAAUAUUUUAGGGACGAAUAACUCUGUCUUUUUCUGCUUUUUAACAUCUAAAUUAUUAAAAAUCUAGUUUAUUU
This is a messenger RNA of Dendronephthya gigantea, 2888 nucleotides long. Its product is annotated as UDP-N-acetylglucosamine 1-carboxyvinyltransferase-like. Gene Ontology annotation, molecular function: UDP-N-acetylglucosamine 1-carboxyvinyltransferase activity. Gene Ontology annotation, biological process: UDP-N-acetylgalactosamine biosynthetic process. The record is from RefSeq and is a predicted model, not a curated record. The transcript is spliced from 2 exons. NCBI's taxonomy places the organism in Eukaryota, Metazoa, Cnidaria, Anthozoa, Malacalcyonacea, Nephtheidae. The coding region runs from base 681 to 2090 and encodes 469 amino acids.